CGGCGCGGGAAGCGCUAAGAUGGCGUACCAGACCUUCCGGCAGGAGUACCUGCAGGUGCCGCCCGUUACGCGGGCCUACACCACCGCCUGCGUCCUCACCACCGCCGCCGUGCAAUUAGAACUAAUCACACCCUUUCAGCUGUAUUUCAACCCUGAAUUAAUAUUUAAACAUUUUCAAGUAUGGAGGUUAAUCACAAACUACUUAUUCUUUGGACCAGUUGGCUUUAAUUUUUUAUUUAACAUGAUCUUUUUAUAUCGUUACUGCCGAAUGCUUGAAGAAGGCUCUUUUCGAGGUCGGACGGCAGAUUUUGUAUUUAUGUUCCUUUUUGGAGGACUUUUAAUGACUCUUUUUGGCCUGUUUGUGAACUUGGUUUUCUUGGGUCAGGCAUUCACAAUAAUGCUCGUGUAUGUAUGGAGCCGCAGGAAUCCCUAUGUCCGUAUGAACUUUUUUGGUCUUCUCAUCUUUCAAGCCCCAUUUCUACCCUGGGUAUUGAUGGGCUUUUCACUGCUUUUGGGGAACUCCAUCAUUGUGGAUCUCCUGGGCAUUGCCGUUGGGCAUAUAUAUUUUUUCUUAGAGGAUGUCUUUCCCAAUCAGCCUGGUGGUGGAAGGCUUCUGAGAACACCAUCUGUCCUGAAAGCAAUAUUUGAUACACCGGAAGAUGAUCCUAAUUAUAAUCCCUUGCCAGAAGAACGACCGGGAGGAUUUGCAUGGGGAGAAGGUCAGCGCCUUGGAGGCUAAUGUGUCUGUGCCAAAACCCAGCGACAACUGGGAGAGACUGACCUGAAUGAAGUUCCAUACUGGGGACUUUCUCACUCCCCAUGGCAGAAAGGACACUUUUUGACAGCUCUAUGGUUUUGAAUACAAGCACUUUAUGAAAUGGCAGUCUAAUCCAGGACACUUCCAGGCUACCGGUGUCUUUCCCAGUCAGGGAAUUUAUUGUGCUGGUAAUGAAAAUACUAAUCCAGUGGAGCCAAAACGCUAAAACUGGAAACCAUUUCCUGUCAACUUCAGUUAACAAGACUGCGAGUACUUGUUUAAAGUGAUUUCUAAAGCAUUUUUUCAAGUUAUUUGAUACAGGAAACUAUAUGGGAAACUUUACAGGGGACAAAACCAACUUUUUGGGUUUUAACUCAUUUUUUUAUUCUUGAAUAAAACAGCUGCAAGAUGGUUGAAUGUGCAAGUCCCUAUUUCAAUGGCAAAAGGUUUUUCAAUCUGAGAUGCUAUUGUCUCCAGUCUUGUUUGAAUUGUAAGAAGUACAACGUGCAGCAUAAUGCAGUCUUUUCACUUGCCAGUUGGGUUUCUGGAAUGUGCCUCUGUGUGAAUACACCUGCAGGCUGAGACUAUGUUUUGAUGACUUUUCCCCCAGAGGCUGUGUGUUCAGAUGACCAGGUUUGAGUCUGACUGGUUUGUUUAAAUAGGUAGUUCUACAAAAUGCAUCCCCACACAUGCACAAUUCUAACUGUUGUUAAAUGACUUGGAGCACUAGGGAAGAAAACUUGUCUGGAGUCAGAACUGCUCAAAUAUCUCAGACAAUGAGUUGAAUAAAAUGUGUUGUGGAUCCUUGUUUUUGUUAAUCCUUUGUGUAGUCCUGUAGCCUUGAGGCAGCUGGUGAAAAAGCAGAGGUUGGAAAAAGCAAGUCCCUGAAGAGACGGCAUUAAUGCAAGCUUUUCCCACCAGUGUUUCUCAGAACUGCUAGGAAACAGGAUUGUCUGCUCAAGAUGUUCUGUUCGUGGUCUGUGUAUCAAGCUUGUUGUGGGAGAACUGAAGUGUCCAACACAGGUCAGUGACACUGAGUGGGAUUUAG
Molecule: messenger RNA, 1805 nt
Organism: Haliaeetus leucocephalus (bald eagle)
Lineage: Eukaryota; Metazoa; Chordata; Aves; Accipitriformes; Accipitridae
Gene: DERL2
Product: derlin 2
Exons: 7
Coding region: 20-739 (239 amino acids)
Biological process (GO): endoplasmic reticulum unfolded protein response
Cellular component (GO): Hrd1p ubiquitin ligase ERAD-L complex; endoplasmic reticulum membrane
Molecular function (GO): misfolded protein binding; ubiquitin-specific protease binding
Source: RefSeq, a predicted model, not a curated record